GUUGAACUAUGAGCGGGCGCACACAGUAUGAACCACCAGGUAAUCCGUUUGAAAAGGCUAUUCCUCAAAGAGAAGCGGCAUUACUCAUUACUCAACUUGUUAAGUUUCAGAGCUCUUAGCAUUCCUUAAAGAAAUUCAGAAUGAAAAUCAAAACGGUUAGAGGAAAUUGGAGUUGGAGAACGAACAAGAUCGCGUUCCCUUCUGUUUUCCUCUUAUGCAUCUUCUUCUUCCUCGCUGGAUUCUUCGGUUCUACUCUCUUCUUUCAGUAUCACUCUCAGGAAGAUGAGCAUGGACUGAGGCAGAUUCAGAGGCCGAGGACGACGAGGUUGCUUGAGAAUUUGACUGAGAAGGAGACGGAGUCGCAUUUGUUGCCUGCUGGAGAGACCGGUGACAAUUUCAUCACAACGAUUCCAUUCCAGGUUUUGAGCUGGAACCCUCACGCUCUAUAUUUCCCUAAUUUUGCAACUGCAGAACAAUGUGAAAGCAUAAUUGAAACGGCAAAGGAAGGACUGAAACCAUCAACAUUGGUGUUACGUGUGGGAGAAACAGAUGAGAGUACAACGGGAAUCAGAACAAGCUCUGGUGUCUUUAUUAGCGCUUUUGAAGAUAAAACGGGGGUUUUAGAUGUCAUUGAGGAGAAAAUUGCAAGAGCAACAAAAAUUCCCAGGACUCAUGGAGAGGCAUUUAAUGUCCUCCGCUAUAAGGUCGGGCAGAAAUACAGUUCUCAUUAUGAUGCACUCCAUCCUGAUAUAUAUGGUCCACAAAAGAGCCAAAGGAUGGCUUCAUUUUUGCUGUAUUUAUCUGAUGUUCCGGAAGGUGGGGAGACCAUGUUUCCAUUUGAGAAUGGAUUGAAUAUGGACGGUAGCUAUUAUUAUGAGAAAUGUAUUGGUCUAAAAGUAAAGCCACGCAAGGGGGAUGGACUUCUAUUUUAUUCAUUGUUCCCUAAUGGUACAAUUGAUCCGAUGUCACUCCACGGGAGCUGCCCCGUAAUAAAAGGGGAGAAGUGGGUAGCUACGAAGUGGAUACGGGAUCAAGUACUGGAUGACGAAGAUACUGUAUUCAUGCCCAUUCCACCUCCACCACCUUUAGAGAGAUAGGAAUAUAAGAAAAAAAUGUUGAAAUAUGAUGUGAUUAUAUGAAAUGAAUGGUAUCUCGAAAAUAAGAAUAUUCUAUUAUCUAAUUCUUACAGAGAUAGUAGUAUUUAUGUCA
Messenger RNA from Lotus japonicus, 1209 nucleotides. Its product is annotated as probable prolyl 4-hydroxylase 9. Lineage: Eukaryota; Viridiplantae; Streptophyta; Magnoliopsida; Fabales; Fabaceae. The record is from RefSeq and is a predicted model, not a curated record. Bases 141 to 1097 code for a protein of 318 amino acids. Gene Ontology annotation, cellular component: endoplasmic reticulum. The transcript is spliced from 8 exons. Gene Ontology annotation, molecular function: L-ascorbic acid binding; procollagen-proline 4-dioxygenase activity; iron ion binding. Gene Ontology annotation, biological process: peptidyl-proline hydroxylation to 4-hydroxy-L-proline.